GGUUCACGAAUGCACGUUGAACUCCAUAAUGCCAUAUCAAAUACGGGUAUCCCGACUGAUUACGGCUUUAGGCUAUAACGUUUUGCGUCAAAUCUAUUUGGAUUCUGUUGCAUGGACUCGGUGAACAAGACACUCUCAUCUACGCAGCAUUUGCUUGAAGCUAUCGAACAAUUGCAGGACGACGCCUUACUUGACGACCAAUAUUUUAUGCGAAAAUUGGAGUAUCUGCGAAUGAAGCACAGAGAAACCAGCGACUUUCUUUCACGAAUCCUUCAGCAAGAAGAGUGUUUGCCACCAUCGACCUCCACCUGCACUUGCAAUGGAGGCCAUUUUGCCCUUCCGAGUGAAUGGUCGUUCUCUGGCAGUGUCUCCGCAAAGAUUGUUACGAAAAAUGGCAAAGAGCGUGCCCAUUCGGCUAAGUCCGCUACGAGGAAAAAGCAACAGGAAAUGGCCAGAGCAGCGCUGGAAGCGUACAGUUCCAUAGAAAGAAAAGUGGAAGAAAAAAGGCAGCAACAAGCUGAGAAGCGAUCCAAAGAAAAAGUGCAUAGAAAAAGUUCGAAAGAAAAGAAGAGAUAUGAGAAGACUACAAAAUUGAAGCAGGAUUGGGAGCAGUGCUACUCGGAAACCCGGGAGCAGAUCGAACGACUCAAGCAUCAAAUCGAGGAUGAGGAGUUCUACAGAGAAACGGAAAUGGAAAGCCGAAGAAGACAAGACGAACAAAUGGAUAGUCAUGAAGAAAGCUUUGAAGAGAAAAGUCCACAGCGAGCAAUUAGUGGAGAGGAUGGGCAACAAAUGCUGACCUCUGGCAAGGAAGUCAUUCAGUAUGAACCAAGUAAACAGAAAGAGAAGACAGAAAAGGAGGAGGCGAAUGAUGAAAGCAAAAAUAUAAGAAUAGUAGCUGAACCUGUCAAACCUGCUCGUUCAAAAAGUAUGGUCGAAAUAAGAAAACCAAAAACGUACACGACAUCUUUCGCAUCCACGUCAAAAAGGGCCGUGGUGCCAAAGCCGGUGGAGAAUUUUGUGCCACAGAUCACAGUGCCUCAACCGUUCAAUGUAUCCACAAGAAAACCUAUCGUCAACACCUAUUCAACGAAAUUUGUUGAAGAAAUGGUAUCCAAAAAGAAGGAAGAGGAGCAACAAGUGGAAAACCAGGCAAGCAGAUCUAAACCUUUCACAGCACACACAGUACCUCUCUCCACUUAUAUUUCGACCAACCCUCGAGUGAUGGACAAAGCUUAUGUUGAAGCCAUACGGAAACGACUAACGGCAAAUCUGCGGAAGCACUUCCAAGAGGAAGCCCAGAUGAGAAAAUCAAAGAGCCUAGGAGAUAUAUCAAAUUUGGCUCGACCUGUGCCAUUGUCCACUUAUGUGCCACCGAACCAACUUCCAGACUAUCGCCGAGCUCGCAGCGCCAACAGGAGAUCUGUGAAACUUCUUGUGGAUGCAAAAACACCGGCUUUGAACAAUGAGCAUGAAAUCCGCUCCAACGUGAGCACAAAGGUGCGUCACAUACUUUGCGUCGAGGGCAACAAAGAGCGAAAACAUCCACGGCCAGAAGUUCCGAACUUUCAAAAACUUCAUGAAGAAAUGGAAGAGAAAUUGAGAAAUGCCCCUCACAAAGCUGUAACUGUGCCAAGACCUUUCCAUCUAAGCGAGUCUUCAGAACAUCGUCAUCAACAAUGCAAAUCGACAUCGCCACCACGGAACAGGACCAAGUACACCAGGAAGGACACUAAAAAUGAGGUCGUUGUACGUUCUACUCACUCCUCAAAAAUACGAAUGGAAGCUAUUAGGCAACGAGAGCAGAAACUUUACGAAGAACGCCACAAAUCACAGAAAUUCUGGGAAGAGAGGAAGGAUGAAAUGGACAUGAGCCGAAUGAAAUUAUUGUCUUCAAUCGGAUCACUAAAUAACAUUCAUGAGGAUAUCGAAAGGAAAACUGCAGAGAAGAGGAAGCACAUACAGGAAACUACCAAGGAAUACGAAAAGUACCUGGCAGAGAUGCAGCAAAGGAUAAUUGAUAGACCACUCAUCAUGGAGCAGCAAGUAGUCCUGGCGCAGAAACAAAAGUUUGCCAGACAAUUUGAAAAGCGAAUGGCAGAAGCAGAAACGGAACGCAAGACGCCACAAACCUUGAAGAUGCUGACCGAACGCAAGGGCUCAGACAUCUCCGCUGGGACCUACUCUGUGAAGUCGAAGAGCGAACAGACAUUGGGCGACGAAGAACUCACUAACGGGACUUAUGCAAUUGAGCAAGACUCGCUGGAACGUAAAAAACAGUCAAGCAGGGCUUCGUCUGCGUCCUCGUCGUCAUCGUCAUCAUCGAGUAGUUCAUCAGAAAGCGACUCGUCUACGACUUCAUCAUCAAGUCGUUCGCAUCACUCAUCAGACUCACAGUCAGAGGGAACCGACAAUCAUGGUUGAUUAGAUAGAAGAUAUUUGCGGCACCUUGGCCAAAUGAACAUACGUACUGCCGUAAGUUAGAAUAGGUUGUUAUGCGGGGUGAAUCUUAGGGUUCGAAAAGUUCUC
This is a messenger RNA of Cylicocyclus nassatus, 2529 nucleotides long. NCBI's taxonomy places the organism in Eukaryota, Metazoa, Nematoda, Chromadorea, Rhabditida, Strongylidae. The record is from the annotation of a GenBank genome assembly.